Molecule: messenger RNA, 4977 nt
Organism: Adineta steineri
Lineage: Eukaryota; Metazoa; Rotifera; Eurotatoria; Adinetida; Adinetidae
Source: the annotation of a GenBank genome assembly
AUGUUUAAGUGUUUUCCAAUUCCAUUUUGUAAUAGAAAUGUCGAACAAAUCGAUAAACGUCAUUGCAAUUUAACAACAGUACCUGAUGAUAUUCUACGUUAUACACGUACAUUAGAAGAUUUAUUACUUGAUGCCAAUCAACUUCAAGAUUUGCCUAAGGGGGUUUAUCGUCUGACACAAUUGCGCCGUUUAACAUUUAGCGAUAAUGAAAUACAAUAUAUAUCGCCUGAAAUUGGACAAUUAGUUAAUUUAGAAGAACUUGAUUGUUCAAGAAAUGAUGUUGCAGAAAUUCCCGAUAAUAUUCGACAUUGCCGAUCAUUACAAAGACUUGAUGCAAGUGGAAAUCCAUUAGCAAAUAAUCUUCCACCUGGUAUAAUUCACCUUCGUCAAUUAAGUCAGUUAACAUUAAAUGAUGUAUCACUUGCUGAACUACCAAGAGAAAUCGGCAGUCUUUGCAAUUUACGUGUACUUGAAGUUCGAGAAAAUUUGCUCAAAAUUCUACCUGAUUCACUUGUACAAUUAACAAAACUUGAAUCUCUUGAUUUGGGUUCAAAUGUUAUUGAACAACUUCCAAAUCAUAUGAAUAAUUUACAAUCAUUAAAAGAAUUAUGGUUAGAUUCAAAUGAAAUACUUGAAUUACCAUAUGAAAUUGGACAAUUAAAACGUUUACAAUGUUUAGAUGUCUCAGAAAAUAAAUUAAUUUAUUUACCGAAUGAAAUUGGAGAUUUAGAAUCUUUAACAAAUUUUGAAUUAUCAUCAAAUCAAAUUGAACAAUUACCAUCAACAAUUGGUAGACUUAAUCAACGUUUAUUAAUAUUAAAAAUCAAUUCGAACAGUUUAACAAAAUUAUGUGAUGAAAUUGGAUAUUGUCUAGCAUUAACGGAAUUAAUUUUAACUGAAAAUGCUCUCUCAGAAUUACCCGUAACAAUUGGAAAUUUAAAAAAUUUAUCAAAUUUAAAUAUUGAUCGAAAUCAAUUGACACAUUUACCUACUGAAAUUUCUGGAUGUGAAUCAUUAGGUAUGCUUAGUUUACGUGAUAAUCGUUUAACACAUAUACCAUCAGAAUUAUCGAAUUUAAAACAUUUACAUGUACUUGAUUUAUCUGGAAAUCGUUUAUUAAAUUUACCAUGUACAUUACUUGAAUGUGAUUUAAAGGCAAUAUGGUUAGCAGAAAAUCAAGCACAACCAAUGUUAAAAUUUGCUACAGAUAUUGAUCCAACAACUGGAGAAAAAAUACUUACAUGUUAUUUACUUCCACAACAACAAUAUACAACAUCAUCUAUGGAAAAUCUUCUUAAUGCAUCAAAAUCACAGAAUAUAAAUAAUGAAUUACCAAAUAAUCAAUCAGAACAAGAUGAAAUUAAUAAUCAUUCACCAAUUGAUGAUCGACAUGAACGUACUGGUUCCGUUAAAUUUGCUGAUCAAUCCGAUGAAGGAAAAGAAAGUUCAUUACAACGACAUAAUACUCCACAUCCAAAAGAUUUACGAACAUGGAGAAAUAAAGUUGCAAAGAAAUUUCAUGUUACCGAUGGAAAUUUACUUCAUCAUGAUCAUCGUCAUCCAUUUCAACCAAAUGCUCAUCCGCAAGAACAACAAAGAAAUUCUAUUCAACAUUCAACAUCAUCCGGACAAUCAACAUCAUCAGCAAAUCAACCAAAUAAAACUGUUCCAGAUUCAAUCACUUUUGCAAAAGAAUCAUUUGAAUAUAUUCCACCUGAGAUAUCAGAUGAUCGUCAACAUUCAGAUGAUGAAGAUGAAGAUACCGGUGAACAAGCGCAUUAUAUUGAAAAACAUGUCGAAUUUACAGAUGACUUUAAUGAUAAUGACGAAGAAAAUGCAAAAGAUCAUGAAUAUCAACAAAAACUUCAUCGACGUGAUACACCACAUCACUUAAAAAAUAAACGAAUUCUCAGUAAAAACACAGAUCCAACUACAUUUGAUCAUAUCAUAUCACAUAGUUCAACAAAAUCAUCGUUAACAAGUCCAGGAAAAGAAACUCGAUCAUCAUCUAUACCAACCAAUGGUCGACACAUGACAAUUCAUCAAGAACAACUAACAAUUUUUAUUCAUCGUUCAUCAAAUACUGGUCUUGGUAUUAGUAUUGCUGGUGGAAUUGGUUCUACACCUUAUAAAGAUAAUGAUUAUGGUAUAUUUUUAACAAAAAUCAAUGAAGAAGGUCCUGCUGGUCAAGCCGGUUUACUUGUUGGUGAUAAACUUUUAUCGGUUAAUGGAAUCUCAUUAAUAAAUUGUGAACAUAGUGAAGCUGUAUCUGCUUUAAAAAAAGCCGGUGAUAAUAUUGAAAUGAUUAUAAUGCGUGAAAUUUUACAAUCAUCUGAUGAUCAUAAUGAAAAUCAUUCAAUAAAAGAAGGUGAAAAAUUUUCAACAACAAUUCAACGUGAGGAUAAACAAGGUGGACAUUUUGGUUUUUCUAUUGCUGGUGGUAAUCAAACAUCCAUGACAACAAAUUCGACAACAUUAAUAAACGGAUGUGAAAAUUUAUAUAUAUCAAAAAUUCAUAAACGUGAUACAAAUUCAUCGUUAUCUGUUGGUGAUCGUCUUUUAUCUAUUAAUGGUUAUGAUACAGGAAAUAUUACUCAUGAUCAAGCAAUUGAUAUUAUAAAUAAUGGUGGAAAUAAUGUUGAAUUAGUAUGUUAUCGAGAAAAAUUUACGAAUGGAAAUUCAAAUGCAAUAUCAUCAUCAACAAAUAUUGACAAUACAGUUGAAGAAGCACGCGUUGCGAAAGGCCAUGGUCCAAUGGGCUUAAGUAUUGUCGGUGGUACUGAUCAAGCAUGUCCACCAUUUGGAGUAGAACAACGUGGUGUAUUUGUUUCUAAAAUUCUUCCGAAUGGUUCAGCGUCUCGAACAAAUCUUCGUAUUGGUGAUCGAAUAUUAAAAGUAAAUAAUCGUGAUGUAUCUCAAGCAACACAUUUAGAAGCUGUUGAAGCUCUUCUACAACCAACUAGUGAAGUUGUUUUACUUGUACAUCAUGAUCCACAACCGGCAGGAUUAAAAGAAAUAACAUUAACUAGACAUACAGGUGAACCACUUGGUAUACGGAUAAAUGGAGGUGUCGAUGGUAAACGUGUUAAUCCAGAUGAUCCAGAAGAUGAUGGAAUAUUUGUUACUGAAGUAAAAGACGGUAGUCCAGCUUCUGGUAUUCUUAGUGUUGGCACUCGUAUUCUUGAGGCAGUCAAUAAUAGAUAUCAUAAACAAUGGUGUUGUAUAUCCCAAAAUUCUUUUUCAACAAAUAGUCAUACAUCAUCAUCAUUAUCAACACCAAUUGAUGAAACAAUAGGAAAUUGUUAUGAAACAAAUCUUGAUGAUAUUAUUCAUUUCAAAGGAAAAUUAUCAUUAAAAAAAAUAAAACAUUUACAAUCAAGUGGACAUAUAAGAAAAAAGAAAUCGAGUCGAAAACGAACAAAACCAUGUUGUUCAUCGACAUUAUGUUCUAAAACAAAUAAAUUAACAUUUACAAAACAAAUUCUUACACCUAUUGUCACAGUUAAAGAUAAAACGAUGACAUUACCUUCACCGAAUAGUACGAAAUCAAUACCUAGACCAAAACAAUUAUCAAUUAUUCGUCAACCUUCUUAUAAAUCUUUAUCAUUCGAUCCCGUAUCAUCAAUUUCAACACCUAAAUCAUUAUUUAUAUAUUCUUAUACAUCGUUAUCAAAUUAUCCUAUAAAAUCAAAUCAUGAAGAAGAAUGUCGUUAUUGUUCUACUAAAAGUUUAUUAUCAAUUAAUUUUGAUAAAAUAUCUCAACAUUCGCUUAAACUUUUUCAUGCUAUCGAUAUGUAUUUAUCAUCGAAUUCUUCUUUAAAUGAUCAUCAAUCUGAUUUAUUAUCGAUAUCAUCUGAACAACAUACAAUAUUAAACGAAACAAAACAAUUAAAUUUAUGUGAAAUUAACGAAAUUAUCUAUGCUAUACAUUCGACAAGUGAUAAUAAUGAUGAACGAGAUAAAACACUUGAUGCAUUGACAUCAUCUUUAUUAGAAAUUGCCGAAGAAAUACCUAUGAUUAUACCCGAUGAAGAAACUACUAUUGAGAAUCGACUUGAACCACCAGUACCUCCGGGAAUUGGUCAGAUUUUAGUUCGAGCCGUUAUUCAAAGUUUAUUUGGUGCACGAUUAGAUGAUGCACAAAAAUGGCUUAGUAUACAAAGUGACAGUAUUCAUUUAUUAAUCUGUCAUGGAUUUAAAUCGAAAGAAACAAAUAAUAUAACAAGUCCAACUAAAUCCUUGAAACAAAUUGAUAAUAAUCGAUCGAUAAUAACACACCAAUCUAGUUCACCAAUACCACCAAUUAGACAUAAUGGCGUAUCAUCACCUCAUAAUGCUCCACAUUCACCAAAAAUAAUUAGUCCAGUUUAUGCAAAUACAAUUAAUCAACAAAUAUCUCCUCAACCACCACCUGUUCCUGCUAAACCAAAAUAUCGUUCACCUGUUACACAAUUUGUACCAAUUAAUGGUGAUAAUAAUAAUAAUAUUAAUAAUAAUAACAAUAAUAAUAAUAAUCAUUCGACAAGAAGACAAUCACAAAAUGGUUUUGAAAUUGAUGAAUCGGAUUUAUCAGUAACUGAAUCAGAAAAAUCAUUUAAAGAUAAGAAGAAAUUUUUCGAAAGUGGAUUGCAAAGUUCUGGACCAAAACCUAAACCUCGACAAUUUAAAUAUAUUAAUGAGCAUGAAUUAUUACAUAUGAAAGAAGAAGAUGAACAAAAAAUUAAAAUAAUGAGUCCAACUGAAUUACUUCAAUCUAGAACACUAUAUGAUGGAGAUACUGAAUUAAUACAAACAACAUUAUCUCAAUAUCAAACACCAGCUUAUCUUGCUAAACCGGAAGAUGAUCAAACAGAAGAUGAUAUUAUUCAACAACGAAAUAUAACAUCGACUGCAAGAAUGAAUUCGCUCGAACGUGAUACUGCAUCUGCUCAUACUAUGCUUUCGAAAUUUGCUAUUGCGGAUUCCGGUAUGGCUUAA